Molecule: messenger RNA, 861 nt
Organism: Penicillium roqueforti
Lineage: Eukaryota; Fungi; Ascomycota; Eurotiomycetes; Eurotiales; Aspergillaceae
Exons: 1
Coding region: 1-861 (286 amino acids)
Source: RefSeq, a predicted model, not a curated record
AUGGAGGAUGAAGGCUUUGACAGGCCAUUCGGAUUUAUCGUCACUGGCCAAUAUCUUGCUAUUCACUAUCACGGCAACGACUUCGAGAUAUGCAGAGACUACCAUGCGCGUGGUGCUUUGUUCUACCUUUCCGACGACGGAGAAACGAUAAUUCACAAUCGCACAUAUGUCGGCGCUCUCACUGACUAUCCCGACUAUGAAGGAGACGUAUUUUACAUCCGCAAUGGGUCGCGGUACCUAGCCCAGGACGGGCAGUGGACGGACCACACCCAUGACGCUAUCAAAGUCCAAAUUGACCCAGCGGGAGACUAUGGCGAUGCCGAACCUCCCAUUCCCCCGUCAAUUUCAAAUCCUGUCGUUGAUCCGGGCAAUCCUAUUUCCGCGGACGGAGUCGAUCUUUACCACCCCGAUAAAUGGUUUUCGUUAUAUCCCAUUACCGGCGAUAGUAUCUGGUCCGGUGAUGCUGGGGAGCUGGAAACCAAGCUAUAUUUUGGUGGAAAUCCGUACAGUGAUGGGAGGUGUUUUCAGCUCUCUGAACAUGAUGGGAAGACACGGAUCCGCUCCUAUGAGGGUAAAUAUCUGGUCGUUCUGAUGGAACCUAGUAUUGCCGCGUACCUGGAUGAAGGCUGCAAGGGACAUACUAGGUUCGAUCGAUGUUCUCGGUGCAAGCUCCAUUACACUAUUGGAUAUAGUUCCGAGCCGGACGGGGGUCUUUUUUUAGUUCCGAGGGGUCUGCCAAGCAUGUUUGUCCUGAAUGAUGGUCUUUUCUACUAUAAAGUCGAUGUUCUUAAGGGUAGUUAUUCAGAGGUAAAGCGCGUUGAAGACAUGGAUGAUGCGUCAUUUUUCCAGUUUGUCGCCUGA